This is a messenger RNA of Prorocentrum cordatum, 1365 nucleotides long. The record is from the annotation of a GenBank genome assembly. NCBI's taxonomy places the organism in Eukaryota, Dinophyceae, Prorocentrales, Prorocentraceae.
AUGUCCACGAUUGUCCAGGAGAGCUCAGCCAGAGCAGCGGAGCCCCUCUUCCGCUUCGGCCUCAUCGCGGACGUGCAGUAUGCGGACCGGGAGGAUGGGCACAACUUCUCGCGCACGGUCGAGCGCCGGUACCGGCAGUCCCGCAAGAUCUGGGAGGCCGCGUGCAGGUGGUGGACCGAGGAGGGCGUGGACUUCGUCGCGCAGCUCGGCGACUUCAUCGACGGAGUCAACCGGGAGGCGCCGCGGGCCGAGGCCGAGCGCGCCCUGGCCGCGCUGCUGCGCCCGCUGGAGGGCGGGCCGCCCGCCGUGCACCUGCUGGGGAACCACGAGCUCUACAACUUCUCGCGCGAGGAGCUCGAGGCCGGGAUCUCGCUGCCCGGCGUAUCCACCCCAUUCAGUGUCGUCGCGCCCCGCGCGCUGCAGAGCAGGUCGCGCAGCCCCCACCACAGGCGCGCGUUCUUCGACCUCAGCCCCUGCCCUGGCUGGCGGGUCCUCGUGCUGGACCCGUACGACAUCAGCGUGGUCUCGCGGGGCGGCGGCCGGCCAGGCGUCGAGGUGGGCCCCGAAGGCCUGGACGCGGCCGCCGUGGCGAUGUGCCAGGCGCGGAACCCGAACGACAUCCUCGCGGGGGACUUCGCCCGGGGGCUGCCGGAGGGCCCCCCGAGCCGGUGGCUGCCCUUCAACGGGGCGCUGGGGGCCGAGCAGCUGCGGUGGCUGCGGGAGUCCCUGCGGCAGUCGCACGAGGACGGCGAGCAGGUGGUGGUGCUGAGCCACGUAGUGCUGCACCCUGCCGCCACCUCCGACUCCAACUGCGUCGCGCUGCUCUGGAACUACGAGGAGGCGCUCAGCCUGUUGCGGGAGUACCCGCCCGUGGCUGUGCUGUGCGGACACGCCCACCGGGGAGCGCACACCGUCGACGAGGCCUCCGGCACCCACCACCUGACGUUGGCGUCGCCGCUGGAGGUGGCCGAGGGGGGCGACGCCAGCGCCAUCGCCGAGGCCAUGCCCGACGGAUCUCUGAGGAUCCGGGGCCGCGGCUCCGUCCGGAGCACCGUGCUGCGCCUGGACGGGUGCGCGCUCGCCGCUGCCGCGUGAGCCGGCGGCGGCGCAGAGGGCGGUUUGCUCGUGGGGCGAGGCAUGUCCACUCGCCACGAGGGGGGCGCUCUUCAAAGAAGGAGGUUCGACCUCUUGUAUGUUGACGCUGUGUAUUUUUUUCGUUGCGCCCGUCGCGCCCUUCUGGGGCCUCCCACGGCGUCCUCGUGGACACCGCUGGACGCUGCGUGAAGAACUUGCCAGGCUGGGCCUCGGGAGGGGUCACGGGGACUUGUUCUCGGCGGAUCCUGGGCGGGGGCGCGGGGGGCGGAC